Molecule: messenger RNA, 2905 nt
Organism: Tachysurus fulvidraco (yellow catfish)
Lineage: Eukaryota; Metazoa; Chordata; Actinopteri; Siluriformes; Bagridae
Exons: 2
Coding region: 95-1477 (460 amino acids)
Source: RefSeq, a predicted model, not a curated record
ACACACACACACACACACACACACACACACACACACACACACACACACACACACACACACACACACACACACACACACUGCACAAAAAAACAAGAUGAAUAAGGAGACUUCUGGUCUUCGCAGUGGAGUCUCACGGCAGUCUGUUGCUCCAAAAAACCUCUUUAUCCUAAUUAUCAUUGUUGUGCUCAUGUUUGUGAUAUAUUUACUGUCUGGUUUAAAACCUGUGAAAUCUCACAAGCCUGACUAUUUUUACCCUCACUGGAAAAAGUCAAACCUUACGGCAUGCGGAUGGAAAGUAAAAUAUGACCCUAUCAUUAAAGUCACCAAUGUUAAAACAUACAUGGUUGGCUCCUAUGUAGAGCACCGACAGGAGGUGAAAAGGAUACGGACAAUUGCUAUAGUGCUUCGCAGUGAAAAUGCAGAGUAUCAAUGCAUGCUGUGCUGCAAAGGAACGAAGGUGCCAGUAUCUGCUACUUUAAACAUUCACUCUGAUCACUUUGGUUUUGAGUACGGCACUGCUGAUAUUAUAUGCCAAAUACCGGAAGAGUGUCCAACACCAACACAUGUGGCUAUCACUUCCAAAUCACCUAAAGAGAAUGGAUUAUUGCAGGAUAUUCAUGCCUUCCAACCUGUUAGGAAUCAACAGAAACAGGAAGUUUUUCCCUAUGAAUUCACAGUUUGCAUUUCAACCAUGUAUGACUAUGAGAAUGUAUUGCUGCUUGUGCAGGCCAUGGAGAUGUUCAGGAUACUCGGUGUCCAGAAGGUAGCUAUUUACAAAACCAGCUGCAAUAAUGAUACACAGAAGGUCCUGGAUUAUUACGUCAGGAAGAACUUUGUGGAGCUCAUCCCUUGGAGUGUAUCGUCCUACAUUACUGUGUCCAGAGGCUGGCAGAAAUGGAAAUCGCCAGGGGAACUACACUACUUUGGGCAAAUCGCAGCACUUAAUGACUGUUUGUAUCGUUACAUGUACAAGAGUCACUAUGUAGCUCUUCAAGAUAUGGAUGAAUUCAUUCUACCUUUGAAUUUAAACAAUUGGGCAGAACUCCUGCCUGAAUUGGAGAGGGAAUAUGGUCAGGAGGUGGGAUUUGAGUUUGAGAAUAAUGUUUUUCCUAUUUACUUGAAGGAUCCAAAGUCCAAAAAGUAUUCACCAGACUCCUGGAAGAAGGUUCCGGGACAAAACAUUUUAGAAUAUGUUUAUAGGUUAAUCAAUGAUCCUUCAAAAUUCAAUAAUUUCAAAGUUAUUGUAAAUCCUCGUCUAGUGUUUGAAACUACAGUCCAUGGAUUUUUGAAAUCAAUGACGGGUACUGUGAGAGUGAACGUUGAAGUUGCCCGCAUGUAUCACAUAAAGAACUUUACAAAAGAAGAUGCGUUAACAGAUAAAAGCAUACUGGACACACAUCUCAGAGACUAUGCAGAUAGGCUGAUACCUGCUGUUUCUGAAGUGCUUUAUAUUGCACUAAAAUUGCCAAAAGUGUAAAACAAGUCUGUUAUGAGAUAGACAACUAUAUGUAAAAAGUAUGGUCAUGAGUAAAGAAGACAUUUUUUAUAAACAUAAAAAUCUAAACAUACUAAAUGCACUCCGAUAAAGCUGAAGAGUUUAACUGAAUUGUACAAGACAGGAAGCGGUACAUUUCCAAAGAAUAUUUCUUAAUAAAAGAAUUCCUAUGAAAUUUAAGCAUUUAAGCAUUUAUUCAGGAGGAUUAAACUGUUCAGCAUGUUGUCAGUGACUACUAAUUUAUUGUCAUUUCAACCUUUUUUUAAUCCUAAUUAUUAUUUAAAUUGUCUUAUUUGCAGCUGUUGAUUCCUGUCAAUUUUAAUUACAAUAGUUUCACAAUCUUCAGAAAUCGCCCCAGACAUCUGUCUGUAGUGUAUCAAGGGGCUUCAUAUUGAAGGAAUUUUAUUAUUAUAUAUAUAUAUAUAUAUAUAUAUAUAUAUAUAUAUAUAUAUAUAUAUAUAUAUAUAUAUAUAUAAUCCCAGUUUCAACCUGAUAUCACACCUUUGUCCAGGAUUACCAGACGUCCUUUAAGCCUUAGCAGCACUGUUGUGAAAAUCAGUUUUAUUGCUGAUAAAAUUAAACAUUCUGUUUGUACAUAAAAUUCACCAAUGUAAAUAUGUAUCAUAGCAUGCUAGAUGAAGAAUAAGCAGUGUAUGCUCUUUGCUACAGAUCAUAUGGGCUCUGUUGUCUGCAUUCCAAUUGGUAGUCACUGCACCGUUAAUCUGUACUUUAACAAAAAAUUAAGUUUAACUAUUUUCCGCUUUGCUGCAUUGCUGGAAAAGGUCACAGUCACCUAUUGUCCCCAAAAACAUAUGUCUGAAGUUAAAAGACACUCAGUGUCUACUCCAAAAUGCUUUUUUAAAGAAAUGCUAUGUUUUUAUCCUGGGACUUAUUGACAAUUUGCUUGUACUGAACAUCCUUUCAAGGUAUUUUUUAAUGUUUUAAUGUGACGUUGUCUUUUCUACUGUUAUCUGCUCAUUAGGGAUCUUGAAAUAAAAUUAAUUUUAAUAGUUUAGUGACAAAUCCAUGCACAAUGACACAUAAGUAAUAUAUUUUAAAUAAAUAAAUAAAUAAAUAAAAACAAAAUCUUAUUACUCCCUGAUGUAAAAUAAAUUGUUUUAUAAACAUCCACAGACAUUGGUUUCAGAUGGCGGUCCAACUGAUCCAUUAUUUAAUGAAAACGGGUUUUAUUCUAAGCAAACUAGUUAAUAUAGAAUACCUAAUCUGUCUUUAUGUAAGAAAAAAAAAGAGAUAGAUGUGAUCCGUCUCUCUUUCUCUCUCUUUUUGACCUGUGAGCUAAGCUGUUUUGAAAGUUUACCAUUACUGUUCCAUUAGAAUAAAGCAGCUAUUUGAAACCUCCCUGAUAAUUUUUCCAAAUGUACCAAUAUAUAAAAACACUGCUAAUCUAUA